Molecule: messenger RNA, 9873 nt
Organism: Myotis daubentonii (Daubenton's bat)
Lineage: Eukaryota; Metazoa; Chordata; Mammalia; Chiroptera; Vespertilionidae
Gene: SESTD1
Product: SEC14 and spectrin domain containing 1
Molecular function (GO): phosphatidylinositol-3-phosphate binding; phosphatidylinositol-4,5-bisphosphate binding; phosphatidylinositol-5-phosphate binding
Source: RefSeq, a predicted model, not a curated record
CCGCCGCCCGCGCCCGCCCCGCCCCCAGCCCGCCUCCUCCCGCCUCGCCCUCCUCCCUCCGGUGUCCCGUCGGCGUCCCCGCGUCCUCUCCCGCCGCCGGGGAGAGCCGGUCCGCAGCGCCAGCGCCGGCCAGACGUGAGGAAGUUUACUGGAGUAAAAUGGAGGCCUCGGUAAUAUUACCCAUUCUGAAGAAAAAACUAGCCUUCCUUUCAGGAGGAAAGGACAGACGAAGUGGCCUCAUUCUGACAAUUCCAUUAUGCUUGGAACAGACAAAUAUGGAUGAGCUGAGUGUCACCUUAGACUAUCUACUCAGCAUUCCAAGUGAAAAGUGUAAGGCUAGAGGAUUUACCGUGAUUGUGGAUGGCAGAAAAUCACAGUGGAAUGUGGUGAAAACAGUAGUCUUAAUGCUACAGAAUGUUGUUCCGGCUGAGGUGUCCCUUGUUUGUGUGGUAAAGCCAGAUGAAUUCUGGGAUAAGAAAGUAACACAUUUUUGCUUUUGGAAAGAAAAAGAUAGACUUGGCUUUGAGGUUAUUUUAGUGUCUGCCAAUAAAUUGACUCGUUAUAUAGAACCAUGUCAGUUAACAGAAGAUUUUGGUGGAAGUCUCUCUUAUGAUCACAUGGACUGGUUAAAUAAGAGGCUGGUUUUUGAGAAGUUUACAAAGGAAUCUACAUCAUUAUUAGAUGAACUUGCUUUGAUUAACAAUGGAAGUGAUAAAGGAAAUCAAGAGAAAGAAAGGUCUGUGGAUUUAAACUUCCUUCCGUCAGUUGAUCCUGAAACAGUUCUUCAGACAGGGCAUGAAUUGUUAUCCGAAUUACAGCAGCGUCGAUUUAAUGGCUCAGAUGGAGGAGUGUCAUGGUCUCCUAUGGAUGAUGAACUGCUUGCACAGCCACAGGUUAUGAAAUUAUUAGAUUCACUGAGAGAGCAAUAUACUCGUUACCAGGAAGUUUGUAGACAACGUAGUAAGCGUACACAACUAGAAGAGAUUCAACAGAAGGUGAUGCAGGUCGUGAACUGGCUUGAAGGACCUGGAUCAGAACAACUUAGAGCCCAGUGGGGGAUUGGAGAUUCCAUUCGGGCUUCGCAGGCCCUACAACAGAAGCACGAAGAGAUCGAGAGCCAGCACAGUGAAUGGUUCGCAGUGUAUGUGGAGCUUAAUCAGCAAAUUGCAGCACUCUUAAAUGCUGGGGACGAGGAAGAUCUUGUGGAGCUGAAGUCCCUGCAGCAACAGCUUAGUGAUGUUUGCUAUCGACAGGCCAGUCAGCUGGAAUUCAGGCAAAAUCUCUUACAAGCAGCCCUUGAAUUUCAUGGUGUUGCCCAAGAUUUGUCUCAGCAGUUGGAUGGCUUAUUAGGGAUGUUGUGCGUAGAUGUAGCACCAGCUGAUGGAGCAUCGAUUCAGCAAACUUUAAAACUGCUUGAAGAGAAGCUGAAAAGUGUUGAUGUAGGAUUGCAAGGUUUGCGUGAAAAAGGUCAAGGUCUUCUGGAUCAGAUCUCCAAUCAGGCAUCCUGGGCAUAUGGAAAGGAUGUAACCAUUGAAAAUAAAGAAAAUGUGGACCACAUACAAGGAGUGAUGGAAGAUAUGCAGCUUAGGAAACAAAGAUGUGAAGACAUGGUAGAUGUGCGAAGGUUAAAGAUGCUUCAAAUGGUGCAGUUGUUUAAAUGUGAAGAAGAUGCUGCCCAGGCAGUAGAAUGGCUGAGUGAGCUUCUGGAUGCUCUGCUUAAGACCCACAUCAGAUUGGGCGAUGAUGCCCAGGAAACGAAAGUUUUACUGGAAAAGCAUAGAAAAUUUGUUGAUGUCGCACAGAGCACUUAUGACUAUGGAAGACAGUUGCUACAGGCCACCGUUGUGUUGUGCCAAUCUUUGCGCUGCACUUCUCGGUCAUCUGGGGAUACACUUCCUCGACUGAACAGAGUAUGGAAGCAAUUUACGAUAGCAUCUGAAGAGAGAGUACAUAGGCUGGAAAUGGCUAUUGCAUUUCACUCAAAUACCGAAAAGAUUUUGCAAGACUGUCCAGAAGAGCCUGAAGCUAUUAAUGAUGAGGAGCAAUUUGAUGAAAUUGAAGCAGUUGGGAAAUCACUUUUGGAUAGAUUAACUGUUCCUGUAGUUUAUCCUGAUGGAACUGAACAAUAUUUUGGGAGUCCAAGUGACAUGGCUUCUACUGCAGAACACAUCAGAGACAGGAUGAAACUAGUUAGUCUCAAAAGACAGCAGCUGAGACAUCCUGAAAUGAUGACCACAGAGAGCUAAUGGCAACCAACUUCCCACAGAUCUGCGUUCACAAUAAUCCUGCAUGUCAUCGGCAUACUGCAGCAUUAGCCACAAUACAUUAAGAUACAUUUCACAGCCAAGAUAAGCCUCAUUUCUUUCCAUUACACAUUUCUCUCUACAUGUUAACACCUUGCAACUACCAAGGCAUAAUUAUUUAACAUGCUUUGAGACCAUAGACUCCAAGUAUCUUAAAAGAAGGAACUAUAAACAUUGCACUGAAAAUCUGCUUUAAAGCUUUACCUGACCUGUCAGUUUGUAGAUGAACAACUGAUAAUAAGCUUUGAGUGGUGCUAAUAAGAGUUUAGGAAUUCUCUAUAUAAAAAUAAUUGCCCUUCCUCCCCAGGUGAUAUAGUAAAUGUAGACUAUAGUAAAAUGGUUAUUAGUAAACAGUGGUGUCCUCAAAAUUUUACUUUUUAAUUUUUCUUCAAAAUUGAUUAUUUUUAUUGUGUCAGUAUGAAGAAAACAUUCAGAUCUUUGAUAUAUCAUAGUCAUUGAAAGACAUUUUCCUAUUUGUAAUGAUAAUGUAUUAAAAGUUGUUUGUGCUUAAUAAAAGGCUUCUUUUAAACAUCGUAUUUAAUUUGGUGGUUAUAUCCUAUUUCCAAACAUGAGUGCCUUAUUAAAAAGGGCAUUCUUAGGAUUGUGAGGAUGGUUUAAUACUUGUUUUUUCAAGUUGGUUGCAUGUGUUUUAGCCUGAAGAUUCAUAUGUAAGCAUGUGUAUAUAAUAAAUAAGCAUGUUUUAUCAUGAAAAAAUUAAUUGUAAAGAACAGUUUAGGUCUUUAAGAACUUACAAGUAAUGGGAAUACUGUUUCUAAUUUUUCUCUAUUUCAACUUGAAAAAAUGUGAUUCAAGUUAUUAACUACCCUGCAAAUACUUUGUCUUUGGAGGAGGAGGCUGGGGAAGAAGGCAUACACAAUUACUUAAGUGUAAUCCUUUAUAUCAGAGUUAUCUUUCUGGAACUAAAGUAGCAGUUGUUAAGUUUAAUUUCUUAUGUAGGCUAGAUGCAAAAUUCUGAAGUCUAAUAAAAACUGUGCAGCUCUUUUAGAUACAAGAUUUAUAAAAUGCUAGUGCUUUUAAGUUUAUAUGGCAAAUGCAUAUAAUUUAAUUUUUGUUGAAGAAAAUGUUUUUUGGAAAAGAUUAAAAAUAAUUUUUUAGUGCAUAACAUAAAAUUAUGCAAACAAUUGUAUGCUGGUUCCUUUUUGUCUUCAAAGUGCUCAUGUAUCCUCCAGUGUAAAAAGUUCUCUCUGAGCCUGCUGGCUUCUCUAGCCUUUUUCGCACUGCCGGACCUCUUGGAGAGAUCCUUAUCCAUUACCCCACAUCCUCACUGCUCCAUGCUCGGCACCUUGCAGUCUGCUUUACGCAGCACUGCACCGAAACUGUUCUCACUGGGCCUCCAAUUAGUGAAUUAAAUGAUUUUUUUUCAGCCUGCAUUCUUAUCCUCCUCUGCAACAUUUACACCAUUGAGCAUCCUAUCCUGCACAGUGCCCCCACGUACACCUUGAAGAUAGUAUCCUCUGCCAUAACUGUGAAUGCAGUCACAUCACUCUUACCAGUAUUUGAAAUAUAUGUAAAAAUGUGCUCUCUCAGGUUCUGUCUUCAGAAUGCUUCAUAAUCUCAUCCCUAGGGUUUCUAUUUUAUCUCAAUGUCCUAUAAUACAUCUGGCCCAAAAUUCUAGACCUUUCAACUACCUGCUUGACAUUUUGCCCUAGAUGAAGUUAGUUAUAAUAUUUUUUACCUUUCUCUUCUUGGAGCAAUUUUGGUUAAAGGUGCCACCUUUUUUUCUAGUCAAACAUGCCAGAAAAUCUGGGGGCAACAUCCGAAUGCCCCCUCUUGUCUUGUGCUGUCACUGCUUCUGAGAACAUCCAGGAAGUUCUUUCUAUAUUUGAUGAUCCUCUCAGUCUUUUAGGGCUUGACUUCUAUGAACAUAAACUUUUGUGAUUCUUCACUGUAGUCUUCAUGAUGGUGCUAACCACAUGCUACAAUUGUUACAUCUACUUGCAACAUUAUAAGCUCUUUUGAGAGAAGGAAUCUUGCUCAUGCAUAAUAGUUGCUCAGUUUCCCUGAAUGUAAAUAUUUUUUAUAGGCAUUAGUAAUAAUCCCUCAUGUUGUAGUUUGAGGUGUGUUUCAAACAUAUUUUCUAACAUUAGGACUGAGUUGUGAGUGGAUCUAUUCAUAAGGAAGUCAUUUGGUAUUUUAGAUAUGUUGAUAUUAGCUAAUUUAGAUAUUCGGUUACACCUAAUAUCUAUUUCUUCUGAAUUUCGGAGUAGUUUGAAUGUUUUUAUUAAGACUGCUACAAAAGGACUGGAUUGUAAGUAAUGAGACUUUCACUUCUACCAUCAACUCACCUGCUUAUCAAAUGAGUUAAUUUUUAUAUGCCUUAAGCUAUCCUGACUACAACGAAAGUAAAGUAAGGCAGUAUCUAGAAAUGUUAUUUGUAAUUUGAGCAUUUUCGAUGAAGCUGAAUGCACUUGUAACAUAAUAAAUAUUGUUGCUCUUCAUUUGUAAAUUUGCUGCUUUCUAUAUGUCAAUCUGUAUAUACACAUACCGUUAUGAAUGAAAACCCAACAAUGCCCUAAUGUGAUUUUUUUCAUAGUUCAUUUAGGGUACAUGUGAAGGAAGUAACUGCAGUCUUUGAAAUCGCAAGCUUUUUGUAUGUAAUAAAUUAGCAUUGGCUGGCAAAUGGAGAAAGAACCAUAGUUUCUAAUUGGUAUAUGCCACAACUUUGCAUUACUUUAGCCCAUCUCAGGGACUUAUUGAAGUGUUAAUUGGGCUAGUUUUAGUUUGGUUUGGUUUGAUUUGGGGGAUUUGUUUUUCCUUCUUACCAUGUAUUUAUUUGCUCCUGUGUAAAUUCAUUAUUGGUAGUUUGGGCAUUUAUUUACACAUGUCUAACCUAGCAGUGCUAUAAUGCAAAGAUGAUUAAUUCCAUCUCAGAUAAAACUGGUUUUGUUCCCAGGCCUCAUUGUUGAUGACCUUAUUCUGCUAGGGUGACAUUGGUGACACGGGAUGAAACUGUUCAGCCUGCCAGCUAGGAUGUUGAUUUUAGGUCUAGGAUUCAUUGCUGUGGAGAAGACUAGAUACAUCUCUCACUUUAUAGGCAUUUAAAUUAGCCAGUGUUUGCAAGUAUUACCUAGGAUUAAUGUGUUUGUUGUUUGUCUCAUCACCUGAUCAGUUGACAUAUGGUGUGCUAUUUAGUUUAUUAUUUAGUUAGUGGCAUACUGCUUAAUAUGAACAUGACAAUUUUAUGGUAGUGCUGAGCAAACCAUACUUUCUGAUAUAAGCCCAUUGUAACCAAUGGCAUGAUUGUGAGAUUAGCCGAACCUAUCUCACUAUACAGUCUACUUUUGGAGAAAAGUCAGAGUUCUUGACUACAUUUUAGUAAGUUCCUUGCCAGAGAGAUUGGAUAGAUAUUACUAUGUACUAUGGUUGUUAAACUCCUCCAUAUCUUGAACCUAUUAAAAAUGGUACAACCCUAGCCAGUUUUCUCAGUGUUAGAGUGUUGGCCAUCGGACAGAAGGGUCGCGGGUUCAAUUCCGGGUCAAGGGCAUAUACGGUUGCAGGCUGGAUCCCUUGCUCUGGAGGCAACCAAUCGAUGUGUCUCUCUCACACCAAUAUUUUUAUUUUCUCUCUCUCCCUCUCCUCCCACUUUCUAGACAUCAGUGGAAAAAAUAUCCUCAGGUGAGGAUUAAAAACAAAAAACGGUACAGGAAAUUAACAUCAGUAAAUAUCAUCAGUGACAAUAUUAACAUGAUUGGGAUACCUUUGCUUAAACCAGUGGUUCUCAACCUUCUGGCCCUUUAAAUACAGUUCCUCAUGUUUGACCCAACCAUAAAAUUAUUUUCGUUGCUACUUCAUAACUGUAAUGUUGCUACUGUUAUGAAUCAUAAUGUAAAUAUCUGAUAUGCAGGAUGGUCUUAGGCGACCCCUGUGAAAGGGGUCGUGACCCACAGGUUGAGAAACGCUGGCUUAAACCCUCCCCCAAAGGGAAAUUUCUCUAGGAUUAAAAAGUGGGCUAAAACAUAGCUGAAUACAGUUAACCUAAUUAACAAGCUUACCAGUGUUAACUUUCAGUUCUAAAAAUAAAAAGCUUCAGUUGGGAGUGGAAGUACUCUUCUGUAGGGUAACCAAUACCUUGAUAAGGCAAAAUGAAGUACAGAUUUAACAUGACAUUAUUUGACUUCAGUAUGUGCUACUGGAAAGUAGUUUUUGCUAAUAAGUAUAAAUGAUGGCAAGAUCAUAAACGCUAAGUAAUAGAGUGAAUAUAAUGUAAAGAGUUGAGUUGACUACUUGACUUAAAAAUCUAGCUUUGCCAUUUAAUGACCUUGGUAAAAACCACUAAACGUCUUCCCUGAUUCUGUAAAUUACAGACAUCAAAUAAUAUCAAGAGUGAAAUACAAUCAUGUUUAAAGAAUAUUUUGAAAGCUAAAAUGUUAUCCAAAAUGGAAAUUAUUAUUAGUAUAAUCAUCUUUUCAGAAUAGAAAAUAGGGCAUUCUUUAAUUCUGCUUUUGCCUCAGAUGACAAGCAUGGGGUCAUGUGGAAAUAGCACAUUGUUUAUGCUCACUUCCCUAAGCUCUAUUUCCCUGACAUUCAGAAUUGCUUACUGAAAAUACUAAGGGUGGAUGAGCUCAUGGUUAAAUAACAAGACUUUUAAAUCUGACAGAUUAACUCUCUAUGGCAGUGUGGUAGUAGAGCAGCAAGAAGCAAGAAAAGUGAAGAGUAUCACUUGCUUUGAGGUUGACAGGACAUGACACAAUUCCAUUAAUAAAUAAGUAAAGGAAAAUCCUACCUGGAGUGGAUCCUACUGACCCAGCACCAAUCUAUAGAAACAACCAGAGCACAGACCUGUUAAUAUAUUUAUAUUUAUAAAGUAUCCCAAUAAUGAGGUACAAAACAUGACUUGAGACCACUCUUAGUUCUGUUAGGGUUAGAGAAAAGAAAGCUUGAAGAGCUUUAGCAGUGAUAAGAAUAGAAAAAGGCUGUAACAGAGAUUGAUAGAACUAAGGAUCCUCUGUGAGAGCACAAUAGGGGAAUGAUUAAGAAUGAAGAAAGUUCAGAGAUGUGAUACUGUAACAUGACUAAUAUUACAUAAUCAAGAUGAGUUUUAUUAGAGGACUCUUAUGGAGCAGUACAUAUGAUACCUGUAUAUAAUGAUACAGGAAUUUUUAGCAGAUAACUAAAAAGUUACCAACUUCGAGGUAAGAAUAGUGUUGUUAGUGGAUUUUUAGGGCUGUGAAAAACUAUUUCUGAAAAAGGACUAUUGAAGUCUGAAUCCAUUCUUAGUGAAUCUGAAAGAGGCACCUUAGAAGUAUUUACAAGUAAAAUGCCAUCUCUCUAGGGUGUCCCCCAAUUGUCCCUCAGAGAGACAGGAGGAUGAUUCGGAUGUCCUUUCCCUCAGAACAUGGAGGCCUGUUCACUAAGACCAAGCUUCACAUCAUGUUUUGGGUCUACAUGUCUUUUCUGAUAAUUACCCUGGUUCUUUUUUAGUUCAGAAAUCAUGGUAAAAACAGUUUCUAAGCUUGACUUUUCAGAAUGUUUCUUCAUCUUAGUUCUUAUGUUAGUCUACACAGUGAACAAAUUUGCUUAGAAUGUGUAUAUAUAUAUAUUGUUUUUGAACCAGCAUAGAUUUGAGAACUCAUUACUCACCUCACACUCUGGAAUGUCCUUUCACAAGCUGUUAAGUUUCUAAAUUGACACUGAUUGGAAGAAUUUGAUGGUUAUAUAAUAACAUGGGAUCAAUAAUGAAAAUUUUCAGCAGCAUUUUUUGGUAAGCUUGUACCCUGGAUUUUUCCCCCAACAGUUUUAUUAUAAAAAAUUUUCAAACAUAAAAUAGUUAAAAUUUUAUAGUGUACUCACCAGUCAGGUGCUAGUUCACAUUAAUUAUGCUUGUAUUGUCACAUAUCUGUCCAUCCAAUUCAUCAGAUCACAUUUUGAUGCAUUAUAAAUUUCAGACAUCUAUACACUUCAUACUACUUCCACAUACCACAUCAUUAACUGGAAUUCAACAUUUGCUUACGCUUUCUUAUGUAAAAUUAGGACACGACGAAAUGCAUAAAUCGUAAGUGUGCAUCCACUGAGUUUUGGCAAAUGUAAUAUAGUGCUAUCAAAAUAUAAAGCGUUAUCAGAAAAUUCACACAUGGCCCUUUCCACCCCACUGCACAAAAGCACCACUGUUGUUUUUCUAUCACAAACCAAAUUUGUUUUAGAUCUUUGUGUAAAUAGAGUCACACAGCAUGUACUCUUUCUAGAAGUACCAUGUUUGAGAGAUUUAUCCAUGUUGUUUGGUGUAUUGGUGGUUCAUUUCAGUUUUAUUGCUGAGUAGUAUUCCAUUGUAUGACUACAGUGCAGUUUAUCCAUUUUCCUGUAUGAUUACCAGGGCUGUCUCCAAUAGUGGCAGCUAUAAAUAAAGCUGCUAUGACAUUGUUAACAUAAGUCUAAUGUGAACAGAAGCUUUCAUUUCUCUUGGGUGCUUACCUAGGAUUAGAAUUUCUGUGUCACUGGGUAGUUUAAAAAGAAACGGCCAUACCUUUCCCCAAUGUGGUUGUACUGUGUGUUGGAUUUUCACUAUAUUUUUGGAUGUGUAGAAAGGUGUAAACUUUUUUUUAUGAUCCAUAUUUGAAAUACUAGAAGUUGUUUUCAGAUAGAAUUGACAUUGUUCAUGGUUUUGCAGUUAGUGUUUUUGAGGGAAGCAAAGACCUGUCUGCCCAAAACAGUCCCCAAGGGGUUCGUGUGCCUGAAAUUUUAGCAUCAGUUUCACUCUUUGAAAGAUUAAAGCGUUUACCCAAGUAUGGUGAUACAUUAGCUAGAAGAAACAGUAUUGCCCUAACUAGUUUGGCUCACUGGAGAGAGCGUUGGCCUGUGGACUGAAGGGUCCCAGGUUCGAUUCCGGUCAAGGGCAUGUACCUUGGUUGCGGGCACAUCCCCCGUAGGGGAUGUGCAAGAGGCAGCUGAUUGAUGUUUCUCUCUCAUCAAUGUUUCUAACACUCUAUCCCUCUCCUUUCCUCCUUGUAAAAAAAAUCAUUAAAAUAUAUUUAAAAAAAGAAACAGUACUGAUUUGUUUAUGCUACUAACUUUUGUCACCCAUCUUCAGUAGGUAAAGUAAAAUUGAUAAUUGAACAGAAAAGAUUAUUUCUGUUUAAUGGGAGCAGAGUGAGUAAUAAAAAAAACAUAUAUUGUCAGUCCCAGGUACAGCAAUGUGAGAGAGAACCAUCUAGACCCCCAAAUGGCAGUCAAGAAAUCCGAAAACUAGCUGGGAAGAAUUCUACCUCACGGUUGUGCAUAGAGGAUAGCUAUGUUUUUUGCAGGGCGUUUUAGCAUUUGCAAAUCCUAUUUUAGCGUUGUCUUUUUAUUCUGUACCACCCAGCUACAGUUAUUUCACACCCUAGUGACUUAUCCAUUGUGUUUUACCCUCUCCUGUUCUAUUGCAUAAAACAGUUAUUUGUAUAUGCCUAUAAAAUCAUAAUAUUUAUGUUUCCAAUGCUCAUGUUUAAAGAUAUUUAUGUAUGGUUCAUCCAGUCUUUCCUAUUCAACUUUUAAGGGCUGGGAUAUUUUGCCUCUACUGUAAAUCCUUAUAAUGUUCUAUACAUUGUAAAUGCAAUAAAAUGUUAAAAUUAUA